Messenger RNA from Podarcis muralis (Common wall lizard), 2087 nucleotides. RefSeq names its product stannin (gene SNN). NCBI's taxonomy places the organism in Eukaryota, Metazoa, Chordata, Lepidosauria, Squamata, Lacertidae. Gene Ontology annotation, cellular component: mitochondrial outer membrane. The record is from RefSeq and is a predicted model, not a curated record.
GCGCGGGUGGCAGCAGUUCGGGGCGCUCGGCGGUGGCGGCUCCGGGAUGGUGGCUGCACCGGCGGGGGGGCUGCAGCAGCAACAACAACGCCAGCGAGCGAGGGGCAGCAGCGCCAGGCGGGCGUCGCGGGGCGCCUUCCCGGAGCUAAGGAGCAGCUGAACGCCUCUUCCGACUGACCGGCUCCAAGCGGAUAAACCGGCAGCCUGUGGCCGGUCGUCGUCAGGAGGCAGCCAUGUCGAUCAUGGACCACAGCCCGACCACCGGGGUGGUGACGGUCAUCGUCAUCCUGAUCGCUAUUGCUGCUCUGGGCGCCCUGAUCCUGGGCUGCUGGUGUUACCUGCGCCUGCAGAGGAUCAGCCAGUCGGAGGACGAGGAGAGCAUCGUGGGCGAGGGAGAGACCAAAGAGCCCUUCCUCCUGGUGCAGUAUUCUGCCCGCGGGCCGGGCAUGGAGAGGAAAACCAAGCUGACCCCCAACGGCACCGAGGCUCACAGCUAACUGGCUGUCUGGGGAAAGGGGGGGUCCGCGUGGCCGGGUUUGGAGAACCGGUACUGUGAAGCAAACGUCGCCCUCCCGGAACGAGAGGUUUCUCCUGUGGCUAUGUAUGCACUGAGGACGAUUUCCCUUCCGCCCCUUGAGCAUCGCCUCCUUUUUUGGCACAAGGUCCAUUGCCGGCAAUGGACAGUUGGAGGACACGGGGGGGGGUGCGGCGUCGGGAAAGGGGAAUGGCAACACUCGGCCUGUUACUUGAAUUAUUCCACUGAGCCUCUUCGGAACGGAGCUACUGACAUAAUGUGAACUUCAACUGUGAACUGGCCGUGUACAUAAGCAGCCUCCACGCGGGACGGAUGCGCUUUUGCCGGGGUGGGGGCAGAGAAGAGCAGCAUUCCUGGAUUUUGGGAAGACGCAUGGCCGCCGAUGGGAUUUCUCCAAAGCCAAACUGGGGGGGGGGGUUUGGGAAGCGUGGAGGGGGUUCUUUUACACUUGCUUCGUUUUUGGGGGAGGGGGCUGUUGCAGCUGUGUUUUUAGUUUUUUUUAAUGCUUCAAUUUCCUUCAAAAAAAAUCUAUAUGCUAGAAAAUCAACAAUCCAUUAAGGCCCAGUUUUUCCUUUCCAAGCCUGCUUCCCGCCCCCCAGCCCACCCCACCUUCCGCUCUCAACAGUCUUCCUUGAUCGGAAGCUGCUUCUGGUGUUGCAAGGCUGCUUCAUCGCCUCAUUCCUGGCUCCUGGUGGGAUCUUACUAGAUGCCAUGUUUUUCCCCAGCGCAAAUAAGGAAGUGUUGUUCUCCAUGGCAGGCAGGAUCUCUUGCUCAGUUAUUUCCUUCAAGGCCUUUUCGGGUAGGUGUGAUAGGAUGGUGUCUCCUUUAGUUACUAGAAUGGGACCUUGAGGGUCGAAAAGGCUGUCCUCUGAAUCGCCCGCUUCUCCAUUGGCGAGCAACCCUUCCGAGUCAUAGUAGCUUGUUGCAGCUCUUGUUGAAGCAGGGAGCGGAUUUUCUCAGGAGUUGGGGGCUGCUCAAAAACUCCUGGAAUGCAGGUUGAUUUUUUUAAAAAAUGUGUUUUUAAGUAGGGAGCCAAAGCAAAAAGGCGCAAGGAAAGAAAUGUGCUUUUUGGUGACGCUGUGAGCGAUCGUAGUGAUGUCGAGUGCUCUGCAAGCGUAGUGGCUGUGAGGAAGCUGCCACACCUAACCAAGUCCGAAGCAAGCAGCUAAUGACAGCUGUGUUUUCUCCUCCCCACCCCCCCCCAAAAGUAUGGGUACAUAGUCUGAAGGCUGCUGGUGGACUUGGUGGUUGGUGGCUGAGCAGCCCUGCUUUGGUAGUAAGCAUGUGAGUAAAGAAAUGCUUUCUCGCCCCUUGCUGAGGCUCCCACUUUUAAAAGCUGUUCUCAUGUAACUAGUCCCUAAUUUAUCUCCUGGUGCACUGAUGGUUUACAUGCACUCCUGGCUGCCAGGACACUUGUAGACAACCUCUUGUUUUAUCAAGAUCCACAUGACUUUUCGCUCAGCUGUAUAGAGCUCGGGAUCUGUGUAUUUUGUAAAUAAAAUGCCGUUUGCUUUCUUAAAAUGACAGGGCUCCUGUAAAUAACUUGCCAGAG